CGUCAUAUAAUUAAACAUGGCGCUGGGAUGUGUGCGUGAAGUCCGCGGUUUGUCACUCCUCGUUGAAUGAAAGCGCAUUUCUCGCCGCGGAGGACAUAUCGCGGAGCUGCUCCGUUAUCGUCAAAAUGUUUCGUCGAUCAAGGUUUAGUAUUCGGCCUAAUGUCGGUACGGCAGGCAGAACAGCAGCAACACCUCAGGAAGCACCUUCGUCAAACCAGGAGUCCAGUGAGACCCCCAAAGACAUCAGUGAGAGCAGCACUCCCAUUGCUGUGACAGAUGUCAAAUCUGACGGGACCCCAUCUGAAAAAACAACAGCCCCUGUGGAUGGCAAUGACCAAAAUGCGGAAGGGGCCAGCUCCUCGGCUGCAGUCCAGAGAAGGAAGCGGUUUUCUGUCAAGCCUAAAGUGGCUCCUGGCCGCCCCUCCACCCUCGCUCGGACAUCGAGGUCCCUCGCCAAGGCAGAUACUGAAACUCCUGUUGAAACCCCCGGCUCAGACCUUGAAAAGCCAUCAACAUCCAUCCAAACUGGGACAACGGCUGCCCCUCAAGGACUCCAGUCCCCAAGGCGAAGAAGGCGUUCAGAGGAGAGCAAGCAGCCCAAAGCGCAGCCUAAACCAGCCCCUGACUCCUCUGAGCCCUCAGCUGUCCUUCUGCCUGAGGAUUCACUAGAACAAACAGAUCAGCCCGUGGACAGUGGCCUACAACUGGAAAGCAAGUCAGGCAGUCAAGUUGAAGAAGUUCCUCCCAGACCACCUGAUAAAGUGCUCUUCUCUAUACCAGACAGAGAAGCAGUUGAGUUAUCUGAGAGGGCCAAGUCUCUUGUGUCAUCUAAGAGUGGAAAUUCAUUGUCCCAAUCAGCGCUCUCUUUGAGUAGACUCCUAAAUGACCCAUCCGAUCUACAGAGGCUCGCCAAGGCCCAAAAACUUAGAGAGCUACUCAGACAAGAGAAGCACAAAGAAAAGAAACUCAAGAAAAUGAAGCCGCAUGUAAAGGAAUAUACUUUAGAUCCCACCAAAAUGACCAUGAGGGACCUUAUCCAUUAUCUACCGCUGUCCAACCCCAUGACAUCGACUGUAGAAGACAUUACUCAGGAAAAUGAGACUGUGCUCCCACCCUCGCCAGCAAGAGAACCGUCUCCAGAGAAAGUGCCGGAACCCGAAGCUCCCCCUGAACUGCCGAGCACCGUGGAGGAUGAAGAGGAGAUGGCAGAGGAAGAGGAUGACUCACUCAUGGUUCCUCAGGUCAAAGUAGCAGAGGAUGGCUCUCUCAUCAUUGAUGAAGAGAGCUUGACGGUGGAAGUCCAGCGAGCAAAAGGACCAAACCCAGCACAGGAUCGAGAUCCCAUCUUUGAGCGUGGCUCAACGACAACGUACUCGAGCUUCAGGAGAAGCAGCUAUUCAAAACCCUGGUCCAGUGAAGAGACAGACAUGUUCUACCUGUCAGUCAGUAUGGUGGGGACAGACUUCUCCAUGAUUUGCCAACUGUUUCCUCACAGAGCUCGAUCAGAGAUAAAGAACAAAUUCAAAAAAGAGGAGCGAGAGAAUUCCUGGAGGAUUGACAAGGCGUUUAGAGAGAGACGCAAGCUGGAUAUCGAGUAUUUUUCUAAGCUCCUCGAGAAAAUUUUGGAGGUUCAGCAAAACAGGAAGAAACUCAAGACACUUGUUAAGAAGAACUCCCCGAAGAAUUCAAAGAGAAAGACAAAGGGCAAAAAAGCUGAAAGCACGCUGAGUGAUUUGGAGGAAGAAAAUGAGGACGAUGCCAAUGAAGUUCCCAACCUGGAGGAUGAUGAGGAGGAGGAGGAGGGAGAGAAGGAGAACGAGAAUAUCUGUAAUGAAGGAGGAACCCCUGUUUCCAAGCCUAAGAAACAACGCAAAAGAAAGGCUAAACAGGCAGCUGUGAAUGAGGAAGCAAAUGAUAAGAAAAAGAAAACUGGUGAAAAGAACAAUGAACAAGGUGAGGCCUGCAUACCUGAAGACCCUGAAGACCCUGAAGCCACUCUUGCCGAAGACCAAACAACUCCAGACAUGUCUGAAAAGACUGAGAAUGUGAAUGCUUCCAAGGACACAGCGAUCAAGCCAGCUAAACUUUCCAGAGGCAGAGCCCCAAAACCGCUACUGCCUUUGGGACGAAAGUGGAGUAAAAAGCUUCCACCAGACUCAACAAAGGCCAAAGAUACUGCCUCAGAUAAAGAAGACGAGAGUGUGACUGAUGGAGCCUCGAAGGAGCAGGUAAAUCAAGAUCCAUCACCUUUAAAAGAGGAUGAUAAGAGGAAGUCAGACGAUGGUGACAUUUCCUCUGAAGAAGAGGAUGUCACUGCUCCCCCUCCGAAACCUACCAGGUAUGGAAGAGUGCCCAAGCCCACCAACCUCCUGAAUUACCCUGCCAAAGAAGAGGCCACCUCUGCGUCCAAUUCCUCCCCUGCCUCACCAGUGAUGUCUGCUGCUUCUGCUGCCAAGCCUAAACCCAAAUGCACUGCCAAGAGGGGACGGUCCUCAAAGCAACAAUCAGCCCAACAGUCCAAAAAGCCCAAACUAGUCACGCUCAGGACCUCUCGAUCAGAUUUCAGCGAUGAUGAUGAAGAGCAGCAGGAUCAGGAAGAGAUAGAGGAGGAGGAGUACCCUCUGUGUAGCCCCGGUGAGGACAGCACUGCCCCUGUGUUUGUGCCGGCCAGCCUGCGCUCCCCGCAACCUGUGAUUUCAGAGGUGGAAGAGACUAUGGAGGAGCUUGAUAUUUUGGCCAAUAUGCCUGAUGUGUUGGGCCUCUCCCAAGAUGUACUGUGCCCCGAUUCCUCAUUCGAGCUGGCACACACUGACACAGGAUCAGCUGAACCAUGUGAACAUCAGUUGGACCUGCUGGUUGACGUUAUAGAUUUCCUCUCUUCAGAACACCCAGAAGUAACUGAAGACGAGAGCUACAAUGAAGCUGCUCAAACUCUGUUGACCAUUGGCAACCUGACUCAGCUCUCAGAACAGAGUCAAAUAGUCACAGAAGACCACACAACAGGGACAACAUCAGUAAGUGCAGAAGAAACGGAGCAACCCCUGGGAGAUGCUGACCAAGAGGAAAACUGUGAAAUUCAUAUCAUGUUUGAUCAUGGAGACACAGAAAUAUCUGAAAUUAUUGCUACUGUGGAGCCACAACAAGGCACAACAGACAGUGGUGACGCUCUAAAGGUUGAACCCAGUGAGCAGUCGUGUGGUGGGCAGAAGACUGUGUCUUAUACAGAUUUUGGCCCUCAGCUACAGUCAAGUCCAGAGAGUGCAAAGAAACUCUCUCCACAGACCAGGAAAGGACGCUUGUCCAAGGUUAAACCCAAACCUAACCUAGGCCGAGGCUCCAGGACUGAACAGCCCAAAUCCCAACCAGAUGCAUCAACAGAACAGACAGCUGGAGGGAGCAACAUAGAGGCUUCCAACAUUCAAGUCACUGAAUCACUGUCAGCUCAUGAAGAAACAACCCCAAAGAUACUAGAAAAUACUCCAACAUCAUCAAUAGAUGACGAUUCCUCUACUAAAGUUAAACACACAGAAGAGCUGCAUGUCACUCAGGACAGGUCAGGUGCAGCAGCAUUAGACCAAAGUGCCUCAGAACACCAGAGUCACUGCUUUUCUGAUGCCCAGUUGGAAACCAGUGGAGAACAAGCCACCAGAGACACGAUAUCAGAUAAAAAGCUGAAGUCUCAUGCUGAAAUAAUUCAGAGUUUCUCUAGUAGUUUAGCAACAUCUGAAACAUCAGAUUCUGUUCCAGUUCACGAAGGGAGUCAACAUUCUGCUGCUUUCGUCCCACCUGUAGACGAUGUACCUGUCAGUCAGAAAGAAAAGAGUGAAGCUGCAUCUAUUAGCCAGAUCAAGAGAGGGCGGUCUCAAAAAGUAAAACCCAAACCAAUCCUAGCACAGACAUCAAGAACCGCUCGCUCUAAACCCCAAACUACAAAAGCCACAGUAGAGAAGGACCCCAGCCCAGCUCCAGACCACCAAAUCCAUGAAAAUACAAGAGAAGUUGAACCAGAAGCAACCAGCAGCAAAUGUCCUGAAAAAACAAAUCAGAGCACUGGUCCUGCUGCAGCUUUGAUACCAUCAUUUGAUUUAGGCUCUACCCAUACACCCGCAAUAGAACUGUCUACAGCUGAGGAGAAAAGGACAGAAGGUGGAUUGGAUCAGAGUGUCUCAAAAUACCAGAUCCUCUCUGAACCCAGUAACAGAAACACAGGGUCAAAAUCUGGAUCCACAGAUGAAAAAAUGGCUACAUGUGAUGACGCAACUGAAAGUAGGGACAACCUAGCUACAUCUGUCACAGUGUCACAAGUUGGGCAAGACUCUGGGCCAUUCCAAGAGAGCAGUGACCAUCCUGCUUCAUCUGUUACACCUGUAGACGCUGUAGCUGUCAGUCAGAAAGAAAAGAGUGAAGCUGCAUCUACUAGCCAGAUCAAGAAAGGGAGAUCUCAAAAAGUGAAACCCAAACCAAUCCUGGCACAGACAACAAGAACUGCUCGAUCUAAACCUCAAACUACAAAUGCCACAGUAGAGAAAGACCCCAGCCCAACUCCAGACCCCCAAAUCCAUCAAAAAACAAUAGAAGUUGAUCCAGAAGCAACCAGCAGCACCUCUCCUGAAGAUCCAAGUCAGAGCACUGGUCCUGCUGCAGCUUUGAUACCAUCAUUUGAUUUAGGCUCUACUCUUACACCCACAGAGGAGCUGUUUAAUCGUGGAUUGGAUCAGAGUUUCUCACAAAACCAGAUCCUCUCGGAACCCAGUAACAGAGACUUAGGGUCAACAUCUGGAUCCACAGAUGAAAAAAUGGCAACAUGUGAUGGAACAGCUGAGAAUAGUGAUAACAUGGUAACAUCUGCCUCAGCGGUCACCAAAUCACAAGUUGGGCAGGACUCAGCCCCAAAGAUCAGUUGCAAUCCUGCUCCAUCAGUUACACCUGUAGACGAUGUACCUGUCAGUCAGAAAGAAGAGAGUGAAGCUGCAUCUACUAGCCAGAUCAAGAGAGGGCGAUCUCAAAAGGUCAAACCAAACCUAGCACAGACAACAAGAACUGUUCGAUCUAAGCCUCAAACCACAGAAGACUCAGAAAAAUACUUUAGCCCGACUCCAGUCCCCAAAGUCAUUGAAAAAUCUAUAGGAGAAUCAGAAUUAAUCUGUGGCACAUCUGAUGAAAAACCCAGUCACAGCACUGGUCCUGCAUCAGUCUUGAUACCACUGUUCGAUUUAGGCUCUACUCUUACACCCACACAGGAGCUGUCUACAACUGAGGAGAGAAGGACAGCUGAUUCUCUUGUUGGUCAAGUGUACUUGCAAAACCAGAGCAUUUCAGAAACCAGUUACAUAGACACGGGGUCAACAUCUGGAUCCACAGAUGAUAAAAUGGCUACUGGUGAUGCAGCUUCAGUCCAAGAGAGCAAUGACCACCCUGCUUCAUUUGUUACAUCUGAAGAUUUAACGGUCAGUCAGAAAGAAGAGAGGGAAGUGGCAUCGACCAGCCAGAUCAGGAGAGGGAGAGCUCAGAAAAUCAAACCUAAACCAAACCUAGCAGCGAUAUCAAGAACCGCUCGGUCCAAGCCUCAAACCACAAAAGACCCUGUCAUGCAGGUGCAGCUUGUGGAGACACCCUCCAGCCCAACUGUAAAGCCUCAAUCCACUAAGAAGACAACAGCAGAGAUGGAAACUCCGCCAAUUUGCAGCAUCUCGCUUCCAAUUCAAAGUACUGACACUUCUACGGUUUCUGUACCAUCACUGGAAUUAUGCUCUACUCAUAAACCCUCAGAGGAAUCAUCUGCAACUAUGGAACAACAGACAGAAGUUGGACUAAACUCAAUCUUAAAAAGUUCCGAACCAAAUGUACCUCAUAGAAGACAACAGUUUUCCAAAGUCAAACCGAACUUAGGAUCAUCCACCAAAACCACACGGAUAAAAGUGCAGCCGAAGACAAUCAUUGAACCCUCAGUUAUGGACACCUCUUCAAAUGUAGCAUCAGAACCAUCACCUGUGGACAAUUCACAAACGGAAGUGAAACUGAUAGAGGAGGACUUAAAGCUCUUGACAUCCUCGCAAAAAUGUUCACCUGCAGAGUCAGAAAAGACAGAAGGUACAUCUUCUGAUGGUAUUUUGAUGGCAGCAUCAUGCGUUGCUGAGAAUCAGUCCUUGUUGCCAGACACAAUCCCUGAAAGUGAAAUCAGUGAAAUGUCCACGUUUGAGAGGAAAUCCACGGGGGACAAAAUGUCAAAUAAUGACAGCGUGGGGGCUGGACCUGCUUCACAAGUCCCGGAUCCAAUUACGGCCUCAGAGUCUCAGUCUCCAGAAGGUGGCUCCACAGAGUCAAAAAUAUCGUCUGUUUUGGCAACAAAUGUUUUCUCCAUAACAACCGUCCAAAGUUACUCGGAAGUAAAAAGUCAAGAUGCAGCCCAGCAAUGUUCAGAAACAAGAGAGACUCAUCAAACAUCAAAUGACAAAACUCAAUCCGCCUCAAGAACUGAGUUAGAACUCACAGACUCUUCCAAGUCUACAAAAAAAGGCCCUCAAAGUCGAAGAGGAAGGCUUGUUAUUCCCAAACCCAACCUGGGACGCAGCAGUCGGCCUCAACAACCCCAACAAGUCCGGUCCCCAGCACAAGCACAAGCAGAUACCGGUGCUCAAUCAGAAAGUUUGGACGCUUCAGUUUCCCUUAACCCCAUGUCUGAACUCCGACCCGACAUUCCAGAUCCAGUAGAGGGAGCUGUUGAAUCACAGAGUCACCAAGAGUCCUGCCCAAAUGACGCUCAGUCCUUGAUGGGUUUGACGCAAUUUAUUCAUCAGGAGAGUGACUCCCAUUCAAAUGAUGCCGUUUCCUCUAUGGGUUGUGUGACACAAGCAGUGGACAAUUCUUCUCAAAACACGUCCACAUUAGGCACAGAGGGGACCCAAAGUCAUCCAUGUCUCACAAUAUUCCCAGACUUGACGUCCGAGCCGAUGCCUCCAGGUUCAGAUAUACCGUUUUUCAUCCUUUCACUGAGUGAAAUCCCAGUCUGCUCCUCAGGGGAGCUGAUGGACAGUGCAGCAGGGCACCUACCUUAUCUUCAAGAUGGAGAUGCACCAAUACAGCAACUGAGUGUUCCUGGAGAGAGUCUGGCACCAGAGGAAGACACAUCUCUCUCUAAUGUCCCUGUGUCCAUGUCGCUGGAGGGGAGUGGUGAAAUGGGCUUUCUCUGUGUAAAAGAUGCUGGGCGGGUCUCGGCUGUACAUAAAGUCUCGGUCAUGGAGAAUCCAGAGGAUCCACAGGAGACAGUCCAGCCCCCCACAUUACCAGAAACUGUAGAGAGUAUUGCCAAGACUGAAACCCACCUUGCCAAGAAGAGGAUAUCAGGAACUGGAAGACGAGCCAAAGUGCAGGUGAAGCCCAAUACUACAAAAAAGACACAAGCCAGUAAGACGGUUGCUGCGAACACCAACCAGGAGUCAGGCCUUCCCGGGCCCUCCACGCAGACAGAAGCCUCUGAUGCAAAAACAACCGCAGGAAAGGUCGGUGUCACUGAGCCUCGGGAGAGAAGUGGUGACCAUGGAGACAUAGGAAAGGAGACUCUGUCGGUUGGGAAGAGUCCAGAGGAUGGAAGUCCAAGAGCACAAACUAAGACAAAGACCAGAAGAAUGAUCACUCGGGCAAGAAAACCCGAGGAUUUCCCUUCUUUCCUCUCGGACGCCAACACCAGGGACCCUCCUCUUGGCAAAGCAGCUUCCAAGGGCCCUAAGGUCCAAACUCCACGCACAGGAAAACACUCCACCUCGACACCUGCAGCUUCAACCUUCACUGUCGCUCCCUCACCUGGUCACACAGAGCAGUCACAGAAACUCAGCCAUUCAACCUCUUCUACCACAUCACCAGCACUGACCUCUCCCAGCACGUCUCAGUGUACAGCUGAGGUUUCAGCUCCGCAUCAAGGUGACUGCGUGGAGAGCAGCGCUACAGAGGUGGAGCCCACCAGUGUGUCUCAGUACUUCUUAAGUGAUAUUUUUACUGAAGUGGAGUAGGGAUGAAAGGGGGAGUGAAAGGAAGGACCUGCCAGCGGCUCAGCUUUUUCUUCAUUUUGUUGUGUAAAGUUAUCUCUGUAAAGAUUUAUUUAUAACUAAAAGGCUUUUCUUUUCCCUGUAGUGAAGUCAAGCUGAAUUUACUAUGUUUACAAAAACGUUUUCACUUUCACAAGCAUUUUGAACGUAUAAACAUUAUACUUGUAUGUUUACAACAUUGACUGCAUAUAAAGAUUCAUCUCCACGUCCUCCCACUCCAGAAACAAAGCUAAAAUGAUCCAGAUCUGAAUGCCACCAUCUUACGGAGACAUAAAAAUGAGCACUUGGACAUUCAUCAGUGUGAUAAUGAUCACCUAAAAUGACAGAAACCAUCUUUUAGAAAAAUGUGUUCCGUUCAGGUGUUGCAUCCUUUCGAGGACAUGGUCUGAGAUGGUCUCGUCUACAGAGGAUUUCGGUGCACCAGCCUGUCCCGCCCUUGCUUAGCAACAGAGCUGUAGUUGGACGUGAAAGUGUCAAUGUCCCUCUGUGUUUUAACACAGGAACUUGUUGAACUUGUUGAGUUGAAACAUGACACUCAAGCAUUGGACGUCUGGAUGCCAUUACCUUCAUGAAAAACAUUUUGUCACUGAAGCUCAAUGAAUCCUGGGACAGUUUUGGCCGGGAGUGAUACACCCAUUACUGCUUUCGACGCUCCUGGUUAAGGAUGCGUUUGUUGGCAGCCUUCGAAGUGGGACAGUUUAGCCGCGCCGCUGUGACACAAGCGCUCUUCAAAUGCAGCCUUCGAAGGAUGCUGCCCCUCAGAGACACACUGUUUGACUUUUAUUUUGGUCCAUGACCUAUCCAUCAAAGAGGAGACGGCAGCCAGACACCAGGUGGUGAUCAGGAUGCUUUGGCUUCACUUUGGGGGAGCUGCAGUGUCAUCCACCUUUAUUUACUGUCAAUGGUUAACUUAUUCAGUGUAUAUACUACUUGUGCUUGCCAAGAUGUGUUGGUCACCUACAUUGCAAACACACGUAAAUAACCAGUUCGAGGGAAGGAGGGGGCAGCUUUUUUUCAACAAUUCAUUGUUUCGAGCCUCAAAUUUCUUACGUUUUUUAUUUACAGCUAUAAUAAUGUAAAUAUUGUAGAAUAACAAAGAGUUCUUUAAAUGUUUCUCCAUAUUGCUUUCCAUACCACAACAUGGGUGACACGACUGGAUUAGGUGACAGUGUACAGCUGUACAUUUAAAUGCGCUACGUUUUUAAUGUUUAUGCGCAUGUGUAUUUUUGUAAUGUUUUAAUUUAUUUUAAUCUCAACCAAUUUUGUCUUUGUAUUUGAUUUAAAAAGAAUAGCUUAAAACUUAUUUCAUUUAGAAAACUCUAGACAAUACAUACAGAAUGCAAUUGCAUUAAUAUAUCCCCAUUCCGAGCAGAGGUAGUCAAACUUUUUUAGUAAUGACAAGUUACUUUGUAAUAUUGUGAGGUUAUUACACACAGCGUUCAAAGUGCGUUUAAUACUUGAAACAAAACACCGUGUCCUUAAAUAUUUCAUUAAGAAAUUGAAAGUAAAAGAUUGAUUUUUAUAGCAUCUGAAUAAAACAUAUUCUUCCACCA
Molecule: messenger RNA, 9595 nt
Organism: Pleuronectes platessa (European plaice)
Lineage: Eukaryota; Metazoa; Chordata; Actinopteri; Pleuronectiformes; Pleuronectidae
Exons: 29
Coding region: 126-8006 (2626 amino acids)
Biological process (GO): RNA polymerase III preinitiation complex assembly
Cellular component (GO): transcription factor TFIIIB complex
Molecular function (GO): TFIIIC-class transcription factor complex binding
Source: RefSeq, a predicted model, not a curated record